Podarcis lilfordi (Lilford's wall lizard) is the source of this 2943-nucleotide messenger RNA. The record is from the annotation of a GenBank genome assembly. Lineage: Eukaryota; Metazoa; Chordata; Lepidosauria; Squamata; Lacertidae.
GCUUUAUGGCUGUUGGCAAGGAAAAAGGCAGUUGGCCCAGAACCUUUGAACACACAAAACACCCUUCGCUCUCCUUCUGAUUCAAGCUGCCCUCAUCUGUAUGAGAACCAACACAUUGCUCCCUCGCUGGUAUUCAAAGCUUGCAAGUGACCAUCUUUGGGGUAAGUGGCAACCCUUUUGGAGGGGAGGGGGCAAGAUUUCAGCUUGUGACAAAGGCUGAUCUCCCCUGCUUUGCUAUAGGGAGUGUGCAUGUGUGUGUGAAGGGAUGUGGGUGGCGCUGUGGGUUAAACCACAGAGCCUAGGACUUGCCGAUCAGAAGGUCGGCGGUUCGAAUCCCCGCGGCGGGGUGAGCUCCCGUUGCUCAGUCCCUGCUCCUGCCAACCUAGCAGUUCGAAAGCACGGCAGUGCAAGUAGAUAAAUAGGUACCGCUCGGGCGGGAAGGUAAACGGCAUUUCCAUGUGCUGCUCUGGUUUGCCAGAAGCGGCUUAGUCAUGCUAGCCACAUGAUCCGGAAGCUGUACGCCGGCUCCCUCGGCCUGUAAAGUGAGAUGAGCGCCGCAACCGCAGAGUCGGUCAUGACUGGACCGAAUGGUCAGGGGUCCCUUUACCUUUAUGUGUGUGGGGGAAUGUGGCAAAUUCUUCUGAAAAGCUGUCAAAAGCUCUGAUUCCUGUGUUCGCAGACGUUUGGGCUAGAUUAACCUUUCCAACUCAGCAAUCCUGUGAUCCCACAAAAGCAGCCAGUAACUCGCCGCCCCUGCAUUUUGCUGCUCUCCCUGCAUUUUCCCCUCUUCUUCUCUUCCCUCGCAUUCCCUCCCUCUGUUCUCAGAGCCUGUCUUACACAACAGGGUCACCCACACACAAUCCCCAUCCCUUGACCGAUAGCCUCAUCGAGGGAGGAAGGAAGAAGCCCAACAGUGCUCAGUCACAAGAUGGCCAGUGAGGAUGUGUCAGAGAUGAAGAUGGCCAUCGAUAAAAUUGUCAGCAUCUUAUUGGUCCAUACGGCCGCCGAGGGCAAGAAGGAGACACUGACGGCCGGCCAGUUCAAGGCGCUUGUGAACAAGCAGCUCCCUAACUUCAUGAAGGUAGAGUGGGGUCCAAGGGCAGAGGGCAGGAGGGCGAAGGGAGGCUAUUUUUUAGGUCAAAAGCAGUGCAAGCAAAGGUAUUUUGCUGUUUAAGACAAAGAAAAAGAUGGGGACCGUUGACUUCUCAUUUCAGAAGCUUUGUAGACCAGGGAACCUUUUUUCUGAAUUAGGGCCACAUUUCCUUCCAGUCAACUUUUGGGGGGCUGUAUCACUGUCACAGCAGUCACAAAAUUAAAAGAUGCCUGCUUCUUGGGAGAAAAGCAACGACAAACCUAGACAGCAUCUUAAAAAGCAGAGACAUCACCUUGCCAACAAAGGUCCGUAUAGUUAGAUCUAUGGUUUUCCCAGUAGUGAUGUAUGGAAGUGAGAGCUGGACCAUAAAGAAGGCUGAUCACCGAAGAAUUGAUGCUUUUGAAUUAUGGUGCUGGAGGAGACUCUUGAGAGUCCCAUGGACUGCAAGAAAAUCAAACCUAUCCAUUCUUAGGGAAAUCAGCCCUGGGUGCUCACUGGAAGGACAGAGCCUGAAGAUGAGGCUCCAGUACUUUGGCCACCUCAUAAGAAGAGAAGACUCCCUGGAAAAGACCCUGAUGUUGGGAAAGAUGGAGGGCACAAGGAGAAGGGGAUGACAGAGGUCGAGGUGGUUCGACAGUGUUCUUGAAACUACCAGCAUGAGUUUGACCAAACUGCGGGAGGCUGUGGAAGACAGGAGUGCCUGGGGUGUUCUGGUCCAGGGGGUCACGAAGAGUCAGACACAACUAAACGACUAAACAACAACAACAAAAUCACUGUGGUGGGCGGGGCCAGAGGCAACAGUGGGCGGAGAAUAGGAUGCUCAGAUGCUGAGCUCGAGGAGGAGGAGAAGAGAGAGGGUAAAUAAUUCCCUCUCCUUUUUCUCCAUGUCUUGCAUGAUCUUACAAAUGGCUCCUGCGACAAAAUGGCAGCAGUGGGAACUGCUCCUGUUUGCUGCUCCUGCCAGCCAGCCAGCCAGCCAGCCACGCCCUUCUGAAAGAUAUUCCAUUCCAAUUCCACAACUUUCCCUUCUAUACGGUCAGCCAGCAUCCCAUCGCCACGGAGCAUGCUCAGUCCUCAUGGGGUGUUUUCAGGGCUUUUGGUUGUUGUUCUGCAAACCUUGGGGUAUCCCUGAGUCUGCCAAUACCUCAGUCUCUUGCCAUUUUUGUCGCACAUGCCUCACGAACGUGGAAAGUGGCAGGAAUAAUUGUGCAAGCACUUUCAUAGGGUGGUAGCCAAUGCUCAUCCUAACUUAGAGGAGACCCACUGAAGAUUAACUUAAGCUCAUUCAUUUCAGUAGGUCUACUCUGAGAACCAGGCAGAGGGCCUUUUAGAGGACAUCUGAAAGCAGCCCUGUAUCGGGAUGUUUUUAAUGUUCGAUGUUUUAUUAUGUUUUGAUAUGUGUUGGCAGCUGGGGCAACCCAGCCAGACGGGCAGGGAAUACGUAAAUAAUAAAAUUCUUAUUCUUAUUCAGUUAAAUCCAUCCAGAGAGAGACAAUCUCUCACUGACUGUUUCUGAGCUUUCUGUUCCUCUUGCCUCUUCUGUAGGAUGCUGGCGAUCUCGAAGAGAAGAUGAGAAGCUUGGGGACCGACAGUGACGGGGAGCUGGAAUUUACGUCGUACUGGAAACUGAUGACGGAGAUAUCCAAGAAGCUUAAGGAGGGGGAAUUGGGGAAUAUAAAGUGAAAUUUGGGGUAUACGGUCAUGUUUCUGGGUGUGGGUAAGAGAGAGGUGAGUGGGUGGGACCAGGAAAUACUGAUCCUAGGACUUGCAGGAGGAUGAAAAUACUACGACAUAUCAAUCAAUCUCUCGGCCAGUUGCAACAAUUCGAAUAAAAGCCUUUGCUCCGAGAA